This is a messenger RNA of Cadophora gregata, 1018 nucleotides long. RefSeq lists its product as uncharacterized. The record is from RefSeq and is a predicted model, not a curated record. NCBI's taxonomy places the organism in Eukaryota, Fungi, Ascomycota, Leotiomycetes, Helotiales, Ploettnerulaceae. The coding region runs from base 76 to 840 and encodes 254 amino acids. The transcript is spliced from 4 exons.
GCGAUGCUUUUCACCGCCCUCAUCUCCUCACCCGCAUCGCAGCAUUGAAAGCUUGUUCUGGGAGGUCUUCGCGCCAUGUCCAUGUCUAUGUUAAAAGAACCACUCGGACUCUCACAAUCCUCCGCAGCAAUGCCUUCCUUCUCCAUUCUCAGCGCUGGCCUUGUAGCCGCUCUCCUCGUGAGCCAGACCUCUGCGCAUUUCCUCCUCAACUACCCAGAAACCAUUGGAUUCGACGAUGACUCGGAAUCGACAGCCCCUUGCGGCAGCUUCACAGUCGACUUCUCCACAGACAACAUCACCGAGUUCCACGUCGCCGGCGACACUAUUGCUCUCCGCAGCACCCACCCCGACACGAAAUGGCUAUUCCGCGCCACAGUCGGAACAGCAGACUCUGGAAACUGGACUGCGCUCUCACCAGUGAUUCAGCAGAGCAGUCUCGGCAGCUUCUGUAGAAAGGAUAUUACAGUUCCCGAAUCGUUUGUUGGCCAGAAUGGAACGAUUGGCGUUGCGGCGAAUGGCCCAGAUGGUGUCUUAUACCAGUGUGCAGCAGUCUCCUUUGUAGCAGGCGCAGCUACUGGGGUUCCAUCCACGUGCAGCAACUCGUCAGGCGUGACCGGUUCUUAUACCAGCGAUCCUGUCCUUGCAGCCCUAUUGACUACAAGUACAACAACCGAUAACACCACGUCUACAGAGCCUUCCUCAACUUCUGGAACAUCUGCUGCGACUUCCAGCUCGGCUGCGAAUGCGAAUGCGCUGUUGGGUUCCUCAUACUCGGGCCUUGGAUCGCUCAUUUGGGUAGGAGUAAUUGGAUCGGCUACUUUCUUAGCGUGUCUUUUGUAGAGGGAUGACCUGUUUAUCGGAUCUUUGUAAUUAGUACAUAAAAUUUGAAUGCUAGAGGACCAAAAUUGUCAAUAGGGUUUCGUGGGAUGUAAGAUGUAGGAGUUCUGAGAUUCAUAUAUCUUCCGCAUUGCUACAAUCAGCGAAUUGGCUCUACAAAUGAUUCAUAAUACACGACUAG